Planococcus citri (citrus mealybug) is the source of this 1417-nucleotide messenger RNA. RefSeq lists its product as uncharacterized. The coding region runs from base 116 to 676 and encodes 186 amino acids. The record is from RefSeq and is a predicted model, not a curated record. The transcript is spliced from 2 exons. NCBI's taxonomy places the organism in Eukaryota, Metazoa, Arthropoda, Insecta, Hemiptera, Pseudococcidae.
GUAACAAUCUGAUAAGAGUUAUCAGGCACUGUUCGCGACAACAACAUCUAGUUUCUUUUCUAAAUUAUUCUUAUUUAUUUAUUCUCAUUAUUCUGAUUUAUAAUAAUAAUUAAUAAUGGAGGAUGAAAAUAUUAGGUUUGAACUUUUAGGAAGAAUCCACACGCUCAACGAACUAUUGUUGGCAGAAAGACAAAGGAGUUUUAAAUACGUUCAGGAGAUCGCGAGUUUGCAGUUUCAACAGAAGCAACGUGACGAUGUUCUCUUGAUUAUGAAAGUUCAGGCUAGAAUAGAAGAAUUGGAGGAAAUGUUUCUACCUCAUCAGUAUAGGAAGAGGAACCAGAACCGUGAACGACGAAUGAAAUGGACUUUAAUACUUACCUGUCCAGAUCCACCUUAUUCCACGAACGUUGAAUUGAUCAGUUUUAGAGCAUCAGUUGCUCAUAUCGAUCAGAAUAUAUUUAUUGAUACGGUUUGCGGUCUGUACCCCGAUUUUAGUCCAACAGCCCGUCAACGAAUUUGGUUUGCUUUGAAUUAUGAUGAUAAUAGUAUUUAUCGGAUGCUGGCCAUCGAUGCUGGUUUUUCGAGUGUUCUUGAUGUCCGAAGAGUUCAAGUGGUCCAUGGUAUUCUAGCCCCUAUCUUGUUACCGCCACCGGCCGCACCCGUCGUCCUACCCUAAUUUAAAAAAUAAUAAUAUAUGUAACAUUCGAAAAGACUGAAUCUAAAUUUGUAAAUGUAAAAAGCGUAGGUAUUUGAAUCCCCUCCCUUUUUGUAUUAUGUAUCUAUCAAGAAUUUAUUGUAAAUAAAAAUGUAAGUCCAAGUCGUAAUGUUUUCAGUUCAUGACUUGAUGAGGUUGUCUACAUGAUUAAUUUAUGAGAUCCAUAGAAAAUCAACAUCUUCGAAAUAGCUUCUUCGUUUUUCAAUUUUUAUAGGUAAAAACCGCAGGGUAUAUGAAAUGAGUCAAUAAGAGCUUUGAAAAAAAAUCAAAAUUCAAAAUUGUUUUUUUUUUUUGCAAAUUUUUGCAAAUGUUGAGAGACUUGACUGUCUUGAGACUGGCAGUCACUGUCAGGCUUGACGCUUGAGUUAGGUCAAAGUCAGGUCAUCAGGUGGUAGUUCAUAGCCAAUCAGAAGGCUACAAGGCGACAUAGCGACACUAGCUCAGCACAGUGGCGCAUUGAGUUGACAAUCUGAUAAGAGUUAUCCACGCCUCCACAGCACUGUUCGCGACAUAAGUUUCGGUGUUUCGGUCGUUCUCUUUCUUUUCCAAGUUUUCUAAUUAUUCUGAAUUAUUAUAAUAAUGGAGAAUGACAUUGGGUUUCUUCUAGGAAAAGUCCAAACGCUCAGCGAACUGUUGUUGGCAGAAAAACAAAGGAGUUUAAAAUACGCUCAACAGGUUGGGAAGUUGCAGGUUUAUCUGAUG